Saccoglossus kowalevskii is the source of this 2503-nucleotide messenger RNA. Its product is annotated as kelch-like protein 12. The record is from RefSeq and is a predicted model, not a curated record. Gene Ontology annotation, molecular function: protein binding. NCBI's taxonomy places the organism in Eukaryota, Metazoa, Hemichordata, Enteropneusta, Harrimaniidae.
CUCAUUUUGCACACGCUUUACUUUCGCUUUCCUAUUCUGUAGUUUCCCUGUACACCCUAAAUGUUCUUGUAGUAUACUACCGUAGGUGAAUCCAGGAAGUCAGACGCCAGCAUGUCUUGUAUUUGUCAUAAGUUGUACUGUGUCUUGUUUUUGAAAUGAUCAUCAUCAGCGACGAAUGGGCGGGAUGAGGAGUACAGUACACCAAAUCCAGCAUUCAGAGUGUUGAUGAUGGAAUGAACUAUAUAACCAAAUUGUGAAAAUCAAGGUUCAAUUGCUUAUCGCCAUGGACGACCCAAACCAAGCUGGUGGAGGUGAGAUGUUCCCAGAUGCCGGUGGUUCCGGAAAUGAAACCAAACGGACAACCGUGCAAGAUGAAGUUGUGAGCAGCACUGAUAUGGAUCAGUACAGAGUGCUCCAACUGCAGCGGCAUGCCGUCAGUAUGUUGUCUUUCAUGCAUGGUCUGCGGGAACGUGCCGAAUUAUGUGACGUUACACUUUCAGUGAAGGGUAAAUGUUUCCCUGCACAUCGCAUUGUAUUGGCUGCAUGCAGUCCAUAUUUUAAUGCAAUGUUCACAAGCGAGGUGCGAGAAAAGGGAGAGACGGUUAUAGUUUUGCAGGAUUUGGAACCGAAUGCCGUCGAGGCCAUCAUCAACUUCGCAUACACGGCUGAUGUACACGUAAGUGAAGACAAUGUACAAGCAUUACUCAAAGCAAGUAGCCUUCUUCAGCUUCAAACUGUGCAAACUGCAUGCUGUGAAUUUCUAGAGUCGCAGCUUGACCCCUCAAACUGUCUGGGCAUACGUAAGUUUGCUGAACUACAUGGAUGCUUUGAUUUGCAGACAGCUGCCGAUACAUACACUCAACAGCAUUUCUCCAAAGUAGCCCAAAACGAAGAAUUCCUGCAACUUUCCUGCGAUGACUUGAUUGGUUUGAUUCACCGGGACACGUUGAACGUGAAAAGCGAAGAAGAAGUAUAUAGCGCUGUUGUAUUGUGGAUCAAACACGAACAUGAGAGCAGACUUGAGGAAUUGCCGACUAUUCUAGAGCAUGUUCGUCUCCCGCUUGUCACGUGGGAAUUUCUGACGACUAAGGUUGCCGAUGACAACUUAGUUACUGGUAGUAAAAUAUGCAUGAAAUAUUACAAUGAAGCAAAGCGUUUUCUUGCGUCUUCAUUUCAUCCACAGCUGCAAGGUGAACUGAAUGUGAGGUCUUUACCACGUGAUUCAUUCUGUCAAGCCAAAUAUAUUUAUGCUGCAGGUGGUGAAACAGCUCCAGGGCGGUGCACUAUAAGCAGCGUUGAGAGGUACAACCCUCUGAUUGACCGCUGGACCUCGGUCACCCCUAUGAGAAGCAUUCGCCGUGGUGUCGGUUUAGCCACACUACAAAAUGUACUCUAUGCUGUUGGCGGUUCCGAUGGCUUGAAUGCGCUCAACUGUGUUGAGUGUUUUGAUCCACAGACUGACUGUUGGAGAAUGGUUGCCCCACUCCUUGCCCACCGUAGUAGUGUAGCGGUCGUGACCUUUCAGAAUCAUCUAUAUGCGUUCGGCGGUUACGAUGGGAUGACCAGCGUGCAAACAGCAGAGAGUUAUAAUCCAAGUGUAAAUGAAUGGACACUACUACCGGAUAUGAAUACACCACGAAGUAUGGCAGGUGUGGUAUCCCUAGGCAACCACAUUUAUGUCAUUGGUGGUUAUGAUGGCGCUAAUGACCUCAUCACGGUGGAAAAAUACAACCCUGUGAGCAAAGAAUGGAGUAGUGUAUCACCUAUGUUGACGUGUAGAUCCAUGCUUGGGGCAGCGGUGUUGAACAACAAGAUAUACGUAGCGGGUGGCUGUGAACGAGCAUUAUGCCUUGCAAGUGUUGAAGUGUAUGACCCGACAUCAGACACCUGGAGCUUAGCAUGUCCAAUGAAUCGGCCCAGAAACGGUGUGGGCGUGGCAGCUGUGGGUAAUCGUUUAUAUGCCCUGGGUGGCUACGAUGGUAUGGACUAUCUUAACACGGUGGAAGUGUACAAUGUGGUGAAGGAUCAGUGGACUGAAGUGGCUAGUAUGGAAACUUGCAGAAGAAGAUUUGGAUGUUGCAGCUAAAUCACCGCAUGGUAGUGGUUGUGUCGCCGCCAUUACGUCCUAGUCUGUUGUGGGAAUUAUUAGAAAAUGAAGUGAUUUAAAACUUACUAAAUUGAACUAAUCGAUUCUUAUAUAGUGCCCAAAAACGAUUUCAUCUGCAUUAGGUUUCACUGCAGUGGAUUUCCCUUGAAAAUGACUUUAUACCAAAUUUUCAAGCUCUAGCAGAUUUGAAAAGUUGUUAUAAUGUAUACUGUACAUUUCAUGCUUAAUGGUUUUGCUAAAUACUGUUGUAAUGGACUAUUAUGAAUUCCAGUUUUUAGUGAAAAAAUUGUAAUUUUGUAAUCUGGACACUAACCACUUGAAGAAUAGUUUUGCUAAAUACUGUUGUAAUGGACUAUUAUGAAUUCCAGUCUUUAGUGAAAAAUUUGUAAUUUUGUA